GUUUGAGCAGGGCUCUCAUGUGCGCAGCUGAAGCUAGGCUUUUGCGGUGAUAUAGACGAAUAGACAGCAACGAACAAACGGAACGGAGAUAUUAACGGUUUUCUCAUCUCGUUCUCUUGUCAGUUCUCACUUUAAUCUUGACAAAUGUGAGCUAGACAACUUGACAUUUUCAUCUAAAUUUUGGACAUAACCUGUUGCCUAUUUUGGAGUGCUUGCUUGUUUUCAGAGUUUAAGAAAGGUCGAACGGCAGGCAGCGGUGUAUUAUUCCCGUGGCGGAAUAUUUUGGAGGACAGUCACAGUCACAGACACAUUACGCACGGGAUAUUCAAAACAUUUAGAAAUUGCGAUUGGUGUCACAGUUCUCCGUGACUUUUAGGUAUGCCUGUGGUCGUCAGCGCGUCUCCGGACAGGUAACCAGGUGUGUCACUGUUGCCAUGGCAAUGCCAGAGCUGCGGCUGUUGCCUGUCAUCAUGGUUACUGUCGUCCUUGUGGCGUUGUCGGCUGCAGAUGACCACGAGUGGCACUUUAACCCAGCUCAGUGUCGUUAUGCCCUGGGGAUGGAGGAUGGCACCAUCCCUGACUCUGACAUCACGGCUUCCAGUGCCUGGUCAGACUCUACUGAGGCCAAACACGGCAGGUUGAGUACAGGAGAGGGGGAUGGUGCAUGGUGUCCUGCAGGAGCAGUGUUCCCCAGUGCUUCAGAGUACCUCCAGGUGGACCUGCGCUCGCUGCACUUCCUGGCUCUGGUCGGUACCCAGGGUCGUCAUGCCGACGGGCACGGCCAGGAGUUUGCCCGCAGCUACCGGCUCCGUUACUCCCGAGACGGACGCACCUGGAUCACCUGGAAGGACCGCUGGGGGCAGGAGGUGGUGUCUGGGAAUGAGAACACCUAUGAUGUGGUUCUGAAGGACCUGGGUCCACCCAUUGUUGCUCGCUAUGUCCGCUUCUACCCCCUGGCAGACCGGGUCAUGAGCGUCUGUCUACGAGUGGAGCUCUAUGGCUGUCUGUGGAACGAUGGCCUGUUGGUGUACACAGCUCCAGUGGGUCAUGUGAUGCACCUGUCUGGCUCACCUGUGUACCUCAACGAUUCCACCUACGAUGGCAGCAUAGAGGCAGGGGUUCAGUUUGGAGGCCUGGGCCAGCUGGUUGACGGUGUGUUAGGAGGGGAUGACUUCACAGAGACCAAGGAGCUGAGGGUGUGGCCGGGGUAUGACUACCUGGGCUGGAGCAGAGAGGCUCUGGGGCAGGGCAGCGUUGACAUCGAGUUCCACUUCGAAAAGACACGCAGCUUCCACACCAUGCAGGUCCACAGUAAUAACCGCCACACCCAGGGUGUGAGGGUCUUCAGUAAGGUAGAGUGUCAGUUUAAACCUGGCCUGUUACUCCCCUGGUCCUCGCCCCCCCUCUCCCUGGCUGUACCCCUGGAGGACCUGAAGGACCCCUCCUCACGCCCCAUCUCCCUGCCCCUGGGGGGUCGCCCCGCCCAGAUCUUACGCUGCCAGUUUGCCUUCGCAGACCGAUGGAUGCUCAUCUCUGAGAUCUCCUUCUACUCCGAGCCGUAUGGGGAGGGUGUCGACCCCAUGGACACAGGCUCUGCUCUUCCUCCUCCUCCUCCUCCUCCUCCUGUUUUCACCUCCUCCGUCAGCCCCUCCCUCAACCACAACUCCUCCAACUUCACUAGCGUUCCCUCUGAACCCCCCACCACCAACUCCAUGAUGGACAGCACGGGUAACAGCACACUGUCAGAGGCCGACUUCGAUGCUGUGACCCCGAGGGCGGGCCUUCCUGUCGCCAAGGACGACAGCAGUAACACAGCCAUCCUAAUUGGCUGCCUGGUGGGCAUCAUUCUGCUGCUAUUGGCUGUGAUCGCUGGCAUUCUGUGGAGGCAAUACUGGAAGAAGAUACUGGGCAAGGCCCAGGGCAGUCUGUCCAGUGAGGAGUUGCGUGUCCAUCUGUCCGUCCCCUCGGACAACGUGGUGAUCAACAACACACACAGCUACUCCAGCCGCUACCAGCGCAUACACACCUUCCCUGACGACAGGGACAGGGAGCGCUGCGACGGAGAGGGAGAGUACCAGGAGCCCAGCGCACUGCUCCGACCACGAGACCACACCGGACGAGACAGCACCGCCUUGCUGUUAAACAACCCAGCCUAUGACCUCCUCCUGUCAGAUCAGAGGCAGCAUGGCUCAGGCUCCUCAUGGCCCCUAACCGUCCCUAUGGCCAGGGACAGCUCCUCUCACCCUCAGGAGAAGAGCCUCAACAAUGGGGCCCAGGCCUGUGGUAUGGACUUGGAGAAGGGCUUGCCCCCCACGCAGGAGGAGCCUCCCCCGUACCCCGAUGCUCCUCCCUACCCGGCCCUGUCUCCCCCCUUCCCCGCCAGCGUGCCCCACUAUGCAGAGGCGGACAUCGUUAGCCUGCAGGGCGUCAGUGGUAACAACACGUAUGCAGUGCCAGCCCUGACCUCCCCCAGCCCCACUGCAGCAGACUCCACCCCCCUGCCUGAACUGCCCCGACACUGUCUGGUCUUCAAGGAGAAAUUGGGAGAAGGACAGUUUGGAGAGGUGCACCUGUGUGAGAUAGAGAGUCCUCAGGACCUGCCUAACCUGGAGUUCCCUUUCAACGUGAGGAAAGGACGCCCUCUGCUGGUGGCUGUUAAGAUACUGCGCCCUGACGCCUCCAAGAACGCCAGGAAUGACUUCCUAAAGGAGGGGAAGAUUCUGUCUCGUCUGAAGGACCCUAACAUCAUCCGUCUGUUGGGAGUGUGUGUGAGCAGCGACCCUCUCUGUAUGGUCACAGAGUACAUGGAGAGUGGAGACCUCAACCAGUACCUCUCACACAGAGUCCUGCUGGACAAGACUGGGCCCACACACAACACCCCCACCAUCAGUUACCCUGCUCUGAUCGCCAUGGCCAGUCAGAUAGCUUCAGGGAUGAAGUUUCUGUCGUCUCUGAACUUCGUGCACCGUGACCUGGCCACAAGAAACUGCCUGGUGGGGGGUGAGAAGGGCGAGAGCGGGGGCGACCGGGGCGGGGAGCGGCCCAUCAAGAUCGCCGACUUUGGGAUGAGCAGAAACCUGUACGCUGGAGACUACUACCGCAUCCAGGGGCGAGCUGUGCUGCCUAUACGAUGGAUGGCCUGGGAGUGUAUACUGAUGGGGAAGUUCACCACAGCCAGUGACGUGUGGGCGUUUGGUGUGACUCUGUGGGAGAUGCUGAGUGUGUGUCAGGAGCAACCCUACUCCAACCUGACUGAUGAACAGGUCAUAGACAACGCUGGAGAGUUCUUCAGGGACCACGGAAGACAGGUGUAUCUGACCAGGCCAGAUGUGUGUCCUCAGGGUCUCUAUGACCUCAUGCUGAGCUGCUGGAACCGGGACUGCAAGCUCCGCCCCUCCUUUGCCCACAUUCAUGCCUUCCUCACAGAGGAUGCCAUGAACAUGGUGUAGAGAGAGAGAGAGAGAGAGAGAGAGAGAGAGAGAGAGAGAGAGAGAGAGA
Messenger RNA from Coregonus clupeaformis (lake whitefish), 3498 nucleotides. Its product is annotated as epithelial discoidin domain-containing receptor 1-like. Gene Ontology annotation, cellular component: membrane; signaling receptor complex. Lineage: Eukaryota; Metazoa; Chordata; Actinopteri; Salmoniformes; Salmonidae. Gene Ontology annotation, molecular function: collagen binding; ATP binding; protein tyrosine kinase collagen receptor activity. The record is from RefSeq and is a predicted model, not a curated record. The coding region runs from base 435 to 3449 and encodes 1004 amino acids. The transcript is spliced from 21 exons. Gene Ontology annotation, biological process: multicellular organism development; positive regulation of kinase activity; protein phosphorylation.